Paramisgurnus dabryanus is the source of this 1697-nucleotide messenger RNA. RefSeq names its product solute carrier family 46 member 3 (gene slc46a3). Gene Ontology annotation, molecular function: transmembrane transporter activity. Gene Ontology annotation, cellular component: lysosomal membrane. The record is from RefSeq and is a predicted model, not a curated record. Lineage: Eukaryota; Metazoa; Chordata; Actinopteri; Cypriniformes; Cobitidae. Gene Ontology annotation, biological process: vacuolar transmembrane transport.
UAGGUAAGAAGUUUAAGAUGCCAUUUUACAGGAACUAUAGAUCGAAUAACUACAUCAUGGUGCAAGUGGUAGAACAAAAAAUGCAAUGAUUCAGUCUGUGUCCUGGGACGUGAGUGGAUUUUAAGAGGCAAGGAUACACCUGUUUAAUAUGGAGAUAUAUAUUACACCAUAACAUUCAGUUCCUUUUUCUUGAUCCAGAACAGGAAGUGGGAUGGGUCGUGUGCACCUUAUAGAGCCAGUGAUUGGCUUGUAUGCAUUUACCGUGUUUAUGACGUACCCACUGCUCCAGCAGUAUGUGUACCGUAGGCUGUGGCUUCAGCUGAGCGGCACGCCCUACCCGGCCGAAAGUCUGUCUCACUGCUUAAACAACCACACCAAUGUGUCCAUACAUGAGGCAGUACAGAAGGAGACGUCUAUUUUUCUUCUCCAAUGUGAACUUUUCUUCCUCAUCCCCAGUCUUAUAUCUGCUUUGCUCCUGGUCUCAUACAGUGACUACUGUGGACGUAAAGUGGCCAUCAUUCCCCCCCUCGUGGGUGACGCUUUAUUCACCCUGAGCUAUGUUAUAGUCAGCAGGUACUCCUUUAACCUCAAAUACCUGCUAGCUUCCUCCUUCCUAACCGGCAUGAUGGGAGGACCCACGUCUCUGAUCGGAGGAUGUUUCGCCUAUGUGGCCGACCUCUGCGGAGAAGAUCCAGAGGGACGUAAGACUGUCCGAAUGGCUCGUCUGGACAUGAUUCUCGGUGUGUUGUCUGGCUUAGCUUCUCUUUGUACUGGAUUCUACAUUAAAGCAGCAGGCUUCACCUGGCCCUUCCUCACUGCAUUUCUUAUGCAUCUUCUGAACCUCUGCUACGUCCUUGGGGUUUUGAAAGAGUCCCUGGUUUUGUCUACAUCCAAACAAACCAAUGAUGUUCCUCGGGUACAUGGGUCUCAAGCUUUGACCGCUCGCUUGCAGGGUGUUUACUUACUGUUUGCGGCUUCCACGCGGAGAAGGAACGUAGCGCUGUUGCUCAUGCUUACCGCUUUUGCGUUUUAUAAGUUCUCCAUACAGGGUGGCAUGUCUAUCUUUAUCUUGUAUGAAUUAAACACUCCUCUGUGUUGGAGCGAGGUGCUGGUGGGAUACGGCUCGGCUCUCUCCACCGCAAUCUUCCUUUUCAGUUUUGCCGGUGUGGCGCUGCUAUCACGCUGUCUGCGUGAUGGCUACAUCAUCCUGUUGGGCCUGGUGUCUGUGGCAGCCGGCCUCAUCAUGACAGCGUUUGCAAAAACUACCCUGCUUAUGUUCCUUGUACGACUACCUUUGCUGUUGUCUGUAAUGCCGAUACCUGUCCUUCGAUCCAAGAUGUCCAAAAUAGUGGCUGGAUCGGAACAAGGUGCCAUGUUUGCCUGUAUAGCCUUUGUGGAGAUUCUGAGUGCUGGCGUUUCAUUUGCAAUGUUCAGCAGCAUUUACGCAGCCACACUGUCAUGGUUUUCUGGGUUUUCCUUUCUGUUGGCUGCAAGCUUCAGUCUUAUACCAGCUACACUGAUAUGUGUUGUUCUGUGUAUGCGUCUGGAUGAAUAUGAGGAAUCCAGCAUACUUAUAGAAGAUAAUAACACAGAAAUCUUUGAGCUGCCACCAUGACAUGAAAACUGAAGAAUUCCUGAUGAACACUUUGGACAAUUUUCCAUCUCUGGUGUAAGCUUCCUAUAUGAAGAGGUUAGAA